AUGGAUCUGCUCUCCAGCAUCCGCAAGUCUGGGUCCAGAGGAGGCGUCAACUUCAGCUGGGACGACGUCGCAACCUCGAGCCACCGCGAAAACUACCUCGGACACAGUCUCAAGGCCCCCGUCGGACGAUGGCAGAAGGGCCGCGAUCUCAACUGGUACGCCAAAGCCGAUGACGAAUCGGGAAAGGACGAUGAGACUGGCGAGACGGAGGAGGAACGUCGCGAGAGGGAGCGCAAAGAGGAGCUACGAAAGGUCAAGGAGGCAGAGGAAGAUGCCAUGGCUGCAGCUCUAGGGCUCCCUCCUCCUGUGCGGAAUAGCUCUGGCGCGAACGCAGUCGAAGUCGGGGCCAAGCGACAAAUGGGACCGGCGAGCGGGCCACCAGGCGACGAGGAACCUACGGACGGAAAGAGGGAACGCUCGCGGCGCCAUGAUGAUGCUGAGAGGCGAGAAAGGAGGCGACACCGGAGUCGAAGUCGGAGCCGAGACCGUGAACGUCGCCACAGGAGGCACAGAAGGAGUAGGAGCCGUGAUCACGACAGGGACAGAGAUGAGGACAGACCCAGAGAGCGGAAUCGGGAUCGAGAUGAGCGCAGACAUCGCCGCGGUCGUGACCAAGAUGACGCGGGCGAAGGGGGUGAUCGACGACGAAGAGAUAGGAGCAGGGACCGCCGACGAUCAAGGUCAAGAGACCAUCGCAGACGCAGCUCCAGCCCCAGGCCCCGUCGACGAGACUAA
This is a messenger RNA of Fusarium keratoplasticum, 735 nucleotides long. Its product is annotated as MMtag domain-containing protein. The record is from RefSeq and is a predicted model, not a curated record. The coding region runs from base 1 to 735 and encodes 244 amino acids. The transcript has a single exon. Lineage: Eukaryota; Fungi; Ascomycota; Sordariomycetes; Hypocreales; Nectriaceae.